CACAAAUUCAUGGCGGGGAAGAUAAAAGUCACAAAAUUUGCCAAAAUAUACUUCUUUUCUUAUCAAAUCUACGUAAAUAUCUCCAGUGAUUCAGGAAUAAUUAUGUGCUAACUGGUUCUUUGUAACACACAUCGUUAUCACAAGGCAAAGAUUGAAUCCAGUGAGACCCCACAGUCAAAUCAGUCCACUAUCUACUAUCUACUACAUACCAGGAACAAGGUGUAAGAAUGCAGCGUGCAGCAAGAAUGAAGCGUGAGAUGCAAUUGUUCAGUGAAAGUCCCCCUCAUGGUAUAUCAUGCUGGAACAAAAAUGACAGCAUAGAAGAACUUGAAGCAAGAAUUAUAGGAACUGAUGAUACUCCCUAUGCACAAGGUGUUUUCAAACUUGAGAUCCAUAUACCAGAGAGGUAUCCCUUCGAACCACCUAAAAUGAAAUUUGUUACCCCCAUAUACCAUCCAAAUAUAGACUCUGGUGGGAGGAUCUGUCUAGACAGCCUCAAAAUGCCGCCAAAGGGAGCGUGGCGUCCUGCUCUGAAUGUGAGCACAGUGCUGACAUCUAUCCAACAGCUCAUGAAUGAACCUAAUCCAGAUGAUCCACUCAUGACUGACAUUUCUGAGGAGUACCAGUUUAACAAGGGUGAGUUCCUGAGGAAGGCAAGGCAAUGGACACAAAAAUAUGCAAUGGAGGAUUCACAGAUGGGGAACAAAGAGAAUACAUGUAAAGAGUUUAAGGAUACAAAGACUGGUGACGCAACGAAAAGACACAAACAGUCAGAAGACAGUGACUCUGAAUCUAGUGAUGAGGAUGAUAUUCCUCCCAGGAAGAGAGUGUUGUUGACUAAUUAUAAAACAAGUGCAGCUAUGAACAGAAAUAUACUUGGGAAUAAAUCCUGAUAUAUAUUAGGCAUUCAUAGUGAAAUCCACUAAGACAUCUGACACAAGAGAUACAAUGAUCAAUAGGGAUGACAUAAACAGUAGCUCAGACUCAUACACUGCUCUCUUGAGUCGCAUUGUACUUGUAGAAAUGCAAACCAAUCAUACAGUACCUUCUUCAUUGUUCAAAUAAUGUAUGUGCAAUCAUUUCAGAAUCGGCUAUAUUCAAUAUGGAGAUACUCUAUGGGCUAGUAAGGAUUUAAAUUUUUGGAUCUUACUUUCUUUACUUUCGGGAAGAAUGUAUAAAUGAGAUAAGAAAACUUGGUUCUUUAAAUCAGAAAUACAAUGCAUACAUACAAUGACACAUGUGUAUCAAAAAGCACUGUUGGCAAAAGAAGUUCUCUUAUUUGGGCUUCGUGGAGAAAAU
This is a messenger RNA of Owenia fusiformis, 1299 nucleotides long. NCBI's taxonomy places the organism in Eukaryota, Metazoa, Annelida, Polychaeta, Sabellida, Oweniidae. The record is from the annotation of a GenBank genome assembly.